AGGCACUUCAACAACACUCCACAAAUCCUGAAGCUGCCUGCUAUCCGCGGCCCUUCAAGAUGAGCCUCUGUCCCAGCAAAUGCUGCUGAGCACACUCCCACUGCGACGAUACGCACCUCGACUCGGAUUCUUAGUCGAUAGCUCGGAGUAUCUGCGAGCAAAUGCUAGGAGACCAAUUCCUUGGUUUCACGCCGCGCGCCGGCUUGCCACGGCUGCCGAAAACCCAGUAGAUGAUGGCACACAAACAUUUCAGUCCGCCCCUCAUGUUGCCCCCAACUGGCAAGACGAUGAUGCCUCCACAAACUCACCAUCCAAAACCUCUUUCUCGCGGGCAUGGGACUCUAAGUACUUUCAGCAAUGGGCUCCAAGUCACGUAUUGCGACAAUGGCUCACCCAGGGAUAUGGAGCUUCAGAACACCAUGAUCACCUCCUGAGAAGCGCCGCUGCUUCCAGGAGUACGCGACUGUCUAUCGUUGCCUUGCAGGUUGACAUGAUGCGAGCUGAGACUGCGCAGCCGACAUGCCUCUCUGAGCACCUGAUCACGGAGUCCGUUCUAGUAAAAAAACUCAAAUUCCUGGCCAGUAAGGGCAUCGCGUUGGAGGAUAUUGAACUGUGGCUCUCGAUCCUCAAACCCGAAAACCCAGCUGAGAUGGUGCGCCGUCUUUGCUCAGCCGAGCGCCUCGUACCCCCUUUCGUCAUCCUCCAGGUCUUGUGCUUGCGGCGAGACUACAAUGAUCCCGAAACGCUGAGUCGAUUGUAUGGCUGCAUAUUCAGGGCAGUGUGUGGCGAGGCCUUCCCUCAGGUCUCAAUACCCGAAUCUAUGAACCGCGAAAGCGACCCCUCAGAGGCUACCGCUGUUUCGCAGCUCGACAAAGCAUCGCCACAGUACCGAUAUCGGUGGCCACCCAACUUGUUUAUCCGCCUGGUCAGUAUGAUGACACGUCAUAGCCUGCACUCUUGGCCUGCAUCCUUGCCGUCAAUCGCCCGGCUCGCGGAGCGCUAUAUUGAAACAAUGCCACCUCCAGAAAAAAAGGGGAUAUCCGCAGAGCUGGUGGUUCGUCAAAGACAAAAUUAUGUCCACAAUGCAGCCCUAGUCAUCUUCAGCCAUCCUGCUCGAUAUAUGCCCCUUGCCAACCUUAGAUACAACUGGGAAGCCCAGAAGGUGGUGCUAGCACUCUCUGCGAAGCUGGCACGCCCACCAUUGAUUGAUCAGAGCGCUUUCAGAGCUAUCAGGUCGGUCCUGGGUGGAUUGAGAAAAUCUAAACCCGAGCGGUUGGUCGCAUCUCGGCUUUCCAAAGCCUGGCCCCCGUACAGGCAGGCUUGGGAUGGACUGGACGAAAAAAGGCCAGUCGAAGACGACUAUAGCAGAAAUGUCAAGGCUGGUGUUCUUGCUCGGGAAGCUGGCUAUGCUCCCCAGGACGUCGAUCUGAGUCUUGAUAUAAUCGGCGGGGCAGCUCUUGGAAAGUUACCAUUCGUACAUCACCGUACUACUACGCCCAAAUUAGGCCCCGACGCCAGUUCGGCGGUAAUUAUGCCUUGGGCUGCUAGCAUCAAGGCAACUCGAAAUGCUCAGGAGGCCUGGCAGGCUUUUUUACAACCUCCACAACCAGGUCUCUCGCCGUGCGCUAUCAUAUAUAACGAGAUGUUUGUCAAGCUGUAUGCCCGAGAAGUUACUAGGCCAAAUGCCCUGCCUGGCACUGGUCUCGAGGUUCAUCCAGUCCAUGAAGCCAACCUCAGUGAGUUUGAGAAGGCUCGCCUGCAGCCUCCGCGCCCAUCAGAGCUCUAUGAGCAGAUGCGGAAUCAAGGUAUUAGGCCUGUAGGCGCCUGCCUUCAGGUUUUAUUGAAGAAUGCAACUUCUAUGAAGGAGAUCGCACGCUACCUAAUGGAUAGCCGACAACAGGUGCAAGCGUCACGUGUGUUCAUCGACCUCAUCGAUCGACGCAAGUCGGAUCAACGCUAUGAACCGGAUGAAGUAAAACAUAUCUUAAACAUGCCUCUGCAUCUCUUCCGAGCUAGUGCAGUUGGCGUCACUAGGACUUUGCCAUAUUCUUGGGUACAUGAAGGCCUCAAGCGAAAGAACCCAGACAUACACCGCUUGGAAAAUCUCAUCAACAUAACCAGGAUCAGAAUGGAACACGAAAAAAGCCCAAACAUGUCGGUCUGGCACGUUAUCUUCGACGCUCUGGCUCGCCCUGCAAUUGCGGUCUUGCCUCAACCUGCAGGUCUGUCCCCCGGGGCAUACGAGACAGAAAACCGCAUAAACGCAUUGCGAAUGUUCAUGCGUGUUUUUCAUCAUGUGCACGAGACUACAGGAGUUGUGGACAUUUUGAUGUUUGACAAGCUCUGUCUGAUUUUGCGUCGUGCCAUCACCGCCAUCAACUUCCGGAGAGGACAGUCUAGAUAUUUUGACGAAGUAAUCGACGACGCACAUGCAGCACUCAAGGCCGCGGCCGCCAAACUCUCGCAACGCAUUGUUACUGAUGAGAACCCUCAAAGCCAAUUUCUUAAACUGCCAUCGUUCGGGUACCGAUUAGGCCCUGUACAGGUUCGUUCCUACUUUCGGACCCUUGCGUACCUCGGCGACCACGAUGAGCUGCUCAACCGGCUCGAAUGGAUCAUCAACGAAGGUCUCGGGGCGGAUGGACGGGAAGAGCUGCUCGAUACUGCAAUAGACCCCGACCACCCGGACCACGAGCGUCUGUACAUCUCUCUACUCAUUUUCAAGUCGUACAUGUCGCAUCAGGUGCCGCCAGAGACGAUGGAGGCGCUCAAGGCCCGGGUUAUCAAGGUCAGCGAGGAAAAGGGCCUGGCGUGGUCGUGGCCGGACGAUGAAGACGUGGAGAGCUUUAUGGAUGCGGAGCUUUAUCGCGGCGAUGAGGCCGCCUUCUGGGAAGAGGCUCACCGACGGGGACGGACUUGA
This is a messenger RNA of Pyricularia grisea, 2920 nucleotides long. RefSeq lists its product as uncharacterized. The record is from RefSeq and is a predicted model, not a curated record. The transcript is spliced from 2 exons. The coding region runs from base 80 to 2920 and encodes 946 amino acids. Lineage: Eukaryota; Fungi; Ascomycota; Sordariomycetes; Magnaporthales; Pyriculariaceae.